Messenger RNA from Closterium sp. Naga37s-1, 1398 nucleotides. Lineage: Eukaryota; Viridiplantae; Streptophyta; Zygnematophyceae; Desmidiales; Closteriaceae. The record is from the annotation of a GenBank genome assembly.
AUGCUUGUGCACUCCCCAGCUUCGCCUCCGCACAUUCCAUUGAAUGUGCCACCGCGCAUUCCUCUCUGUCGUCCACUCACACUCCCCUCCCUCCGCGCGCUACCCUCGUUCGCCCACGCACACUCCCCACCUGCCCCCGCGCAUUCCCCUCUGUCGCGCACGCACACUCCCCUCGUCCGCCCCCGCGCACUCCCCUCGUCCGCCCUCGCGCACUCCCCUCCCCCCGCGCACUGCCCUCCUUCGCGCACACACCCACGCACAUUCCCCUCGUCCACCUCCGCGCACUGCCCUCUUUCGCCCCUUGCACACUCCCCUCGUCCACCCCCGCGCACUCCCCUCGUCCGCCCUCGCGCACUCCCGUCCCCCCGCGCACUGCCCUCUUUCGCGCACGCACCCACGCACACUCCCCUCGUCCACCUCCGCGCACAGCCCUCUUUCGCCCCUUGCUCACUCCCCUCGUCCGCCCCCGCGCACUCCCCUCGUCCGCCCUCGCGCACUCCCCUCCCCCCGCGCACUGCCCUCUUUCGCGCACGCACCCACGCACACUCCCCUCGUCCACCUCCGCGCACAGCCCUCUUUCGCCCCUUGCUCACUCCCCUCGUCCGCCCCCGCGCACUCCCCUCGUCCGCCCUCGCGCACUCCCGUCCCCCCGCGCACUGCCCUCUUUCGCGCACGCACCCACGCACACUCCCCUCUUCCGCCCACGCUCACUUCCCGUCGGUCACGCCCCGCAUCCCUCCGUCGCACACGCUCCCUCCAAGAAGUCGCCCACUCUCACUCCCCUGCGUCACCUCUCCGUCUCUGCCCUACAUCCAUCUCCCCCGUAUCCCCUCUCUGCCUUACUCCCGACCUCCCCCUGCCCCCCUCUCCCCCUGCCCCCGUCUUUGCCUUACACCCUUCCUCCCCCUGCCCCCCUCUCUCCCUGACGCCGUUCUCCCCCUUCUUUUCCUCUUCCAUACGCCCUUCUUCCCCCUUCCCCCUCUCUGCCUUUCGCCCGUAUUCCCCCCUUGCGCCACUCUGCCUUCGGGACCCUGCUUCCACCUUUUCCCUAUCUCCCUUCCCUCCAACUCCUCCCUUCCCCAGGCUGGCCUCCACCCGUCUUCACCCACUCCCCACUCUUCCUACCAGCAGUCUGCUCCCCUUACCCUCACUGGCAUACACCCCACUUCCAACUCUGAACUUUCUGCCUUGCGCCCUUCUACCCCCCGUUCCCUCUCCUCCCUACACACUUCUGCCCCCUCACACCUCUCUGCCGUAUACCUUCGGCCCCCUUUCCCUCACAUCCCCCCACCCUUCUUCCCCCACUACCAUAUCUGCAUUGAACCCUUCUUCCCCUUCUUCCCUUACUCCCCUCGCAAAAAGCCCCCCAACUACCUUGUUCCACGCACACUCCAUUAG